Atta colombica is the source of this 357-nucleotide messenger RNA. RefSeq lists its product as uncharacterized. The record is from RefSeq and is a predicted model, not a curated record. The coding region runs from base 1 to 357 and encodes 118 amino acids. The transcript is spliced from 4 exons. Lineage: Eukaryota; Metazoa; Arthropoda; Insecta; Hymenoptera; Formicidae.
AUGCGGAUAAAAUAUAAUUUUAAUUUAUUUUUUAUACAAAUGGCAACAAUACUGCUUUUCAUAAAUUUUGUCACACCCCAUUUAUUGGAAAAACGUACAGAAAUGACUUUGACAGAAGGGACCUCAAAACAGAAAAGAGCAUCAGAUAUUUUGUCGAUGGGACAAUACUUUCAAGAUAUAUUUUCGGAACAUUUGGCACCUCUUAAACUUGAAUUUGGUUAUGUCUGUGAGAAUCCUAUCGAAUGGGAACAAAGGUUCGAACGAAAAGAUUUUGACAACAACCGUUUUAGCGGCAAGGUGAAAUGGGGUAACAAAAAUGGAGAGUACGGCGAACAGUAUUGGGACUUGAAUCAUUAA